AAGCUGCGCGACCGUUUAUUGUGUUUUGUGGCCUUGGAUGGAAACGUCUCGGUCGCAAUCAGUUCUCGAGCAAGAUUCCAUUUACCCACCGUGAGCAGUGCCGUGUACACAGUGACAUAAUGUUUGUUUAUACACUUGCGCUGUUUGCGGCCGUAGUGUUCCUGGUGCUGCGAUACAUCUACUCCCACUGGGAACGUCAUGGACUGCCCCACCUGAAGCCAGAGAUUCCGUACGGCAACAUCCGCACCGUAGCGGAGAAGAAGGAAUCGUUUGGCAUCGCCAUCAACAACCUGUACCACAAGUCGUCGGAUCGUCUGCUAGGUCUCUAUCUGUUCUUCCGCCCAGCCAUCCUCAUCCGUGAUCCGCACCUAGCGAAACGCAUCAUGGUGAACGACUUCCAGAACUUUCACGAUCGGGGCGUGUACUGUAACGAGCAGCGCGAUCCCUUCUCGGCCAACCUAUUCGCCCUAGCCGGCCAGCGGUGGAAGAACUUGCGUGCGAAGCUAACGCCAACCUUCACCUCGGGUCAGCUGCGUAACAUGUUGCCCACGCUACUGGCCGUCGGUGGCAAGCUGAUCGAGCGGAUGGACGCACUGGUGGACGAUAAAUCGAUCGUGGACAUGCGUGACAUUGCGUCACGCUUCGUGCUUGACAACAUUGCUUCCGUGUUCUUCGGGUUCGAGGCGAACUGUAUCCACAACUCGGAAGAUCCCUUCCUAAAAACACUUCGAGCAACGAACCAGCGUCGUGGAUUUUUGGACAACUUCCGCACAUCGGGUGUGUUUAUCUGUCCAGGGCUGCUAAAGCUUACCGGACUUACCUCACUUCAACCGGCGCUCAUCAACUUCGUCAUGGACAUUAUCACGUACCAGAUCGAUCAUCGCGAGAAGAGUCAGAUCACCCGGAAAGACUUCGUGCAGCUGCUAAUAGAUCUGCGCCGUGAGGCGGGCAACAACUCCGAGGAGGCCCUCACCAUCGAACAGUGUGCGGCGAACGUGUUCCUGUUCUACAUAGCCGGAGCGGAAACGUCUACGGCCACGAUUUCGUUUACGCUUCACGAACUCUCACACAACCCGGAAGUGAUGGCGAAAUUGCAGCAGGAAAUAGACGAGAUGAUGGAACGGUACAAUGGUGAAAUUACGUACGAUAACAUCAAGGCGAUGAAGUAUCUGGACCUGUGCGUGAAGGAAACGCUCAGGAAGUAUCCGGGCUUGCCGAUAUUGAAUCGUGAGUGUACGAUCGACUACCGGGUGCCGGAUAGUGACGUCGUGAUUCGGAAAGGAACUCAGGUUGUCAUUCCCCUGCUGAGCAUCAGUAUGAACGAGAAGUACUUCCCGGAUCCGGAACUCUAUUCGCCCGAGAGGUUUGAUGAGGCUACGAAGAAUUACGAUCAAGACGCUUACUAUCCGUUCGGUGCUGGACCACGCAAUUGUAUUGGUCUUCGGCAAGGGGUUCUUGUGUCCAAGAUUGGCCUUGUCCUGUUGCUAUCCAAGUACAACUUCAAGUCGACGAUACCAGCCAAGGUGAAGUUUGCAGCCGCCACUGUAGGGCUUACGCCCGAGGGAGGUUUCCCGAUGCGGGUAGAGCACAGAAAGUGAAGCGUUUCUCCACUGAUUUGUGAUAAGAUAAGGAUAAGGGUACAAAUAUAAACCGUAAAGUAGUAUUAAACAAUUGUUAAGCUUAAAUAAAUGAUGUAACGUACAACACACAUUA
This is a messenger RNA of Anopheles stephensi (Asian malaria mosquito), 1713 nucleotides long. Its product is annotated as cytochrome P450 6d3-like. Bases 120 to 1598 code for a protein of 492 amino acids. The record is from RefSeq and is a predicted model, not a curated record. Gene Ontology annotation, molecular function: heme binding; monooxygenase activity; oxidoreductase activity, acting on paired donors, with incorporation or reduction of molecular oxygen. NCBI's taxonomy places the organism in Eukaryota, Metazoa, Arthropoda, Insecta, Diptera, Culicidae. The transcript is spliced from 2 exons.